AGAACCCGUCUUCUCACGCUGCACCUAGCACAUCAUCUGGACUCGAACGCCCUGCACCCCAUCCGUGGAACACACCUCUCACGACAUCCACGAUGGCGGGUCUGCUCGCGAGACAGCAGCAGAACACCGGCGAGGAGCUCAUUGAUGUAAUCGGAGCUGGUUUCAGCAACAUCUCUGGACAGUCUGCUCUUGCAAGUUUGAUCACAUCGGCCGUGCUCACGGCAGUCAUUGCAUUACUAUUCUGUUUCCUCCGGCCGUACAAUAGCGUCGUAUACGCCCCUCGAGCGAAGCACGCCGACAGCAAGCAUGCUCCACCUCCCGUUUCGAAAGGCCUGUUCGGCUGGCUCUCACCGCUUGUGAAGACGAAAGAGAAGGAUCUGGUGGAAAAGGUGGGAGUGGAUGCCGCGGUGUUCAUGCGAGUUGUCCGCAUGUUGAGGAACAUCUUCUCGAUUCUGGCAGUGGUCGGAUGUGGCAUCAUUAUCCCGAAUAACCUCCUGGGAUCGAAGCAGUCCAAGGUCGGGUCCCAGGUCGGCGCGAAUGGAUUCUUCAACCGCAUGACACCGCUGCUGCUAUAUGGACAGACGAGACUGUGGGCAUACGUCGUUGUCACGUAUCUUUUCACCGCGGUGAUAUUAUACUUUCUCUACAUCAAUUAUGUUCAGAUCACACGCAUGAGGAGGGAAUACUACAACAGUUCGGAUUAUCAGCACAGUCUGCACGCUCGUACGCUGCUAUUGACUGAUCUACCGAAGGAUCUCCGCUCAGACGAAGGGAUUGGACGCCUCGUGAACGAAGUGAGGGCUUCGGGCGAGCAGCCGCGGACGGCCAUUGCUAGAAAUGUGCGGGACCUGCCAGAGCUGGUUGAGGAGCACACAGAGACUGUGAAAGAGCUUGAAGAGCAUUUGGCCAAAUAUCUGAAGAACCCGGAUCGUCUUCCUCCGACUCGUCCUACUUGCAAGGUGCACAAGAACGACAAGGGAUAUGGCAGCGGAGCAAAGGGGCAGAAAGUGGACGCCAUCGAGUAUCUCACCGGAAGGAUUCGAGAGCUUGAAACACAAAUCCGUGAAGUUCGUCUGUCUGUCGACAAGCGCGAUGCCCUCCUUUACGGAUUCGCAUCGUAUCAGAGCAUUUCUGCUGCCCAUGUGACAGCUUAUGCGGCGAAAGGGAAGAAGUUCCACGGAGCCGAAGUCCAGCUGGCACCCAAACCCAGCGCUCUCGUCUGGAAGAAUCUCAAGAUGUCGCGUGGUCAGCGAAAGCGACAGAGCUUCGUGAACAGCCUAUGGAUUGGUGUGCUCAUUGUGGUCUGGACUGUGCCCAACCUGCUCAUUGCUGCGUUUCUGGCCAAUUUGUCCAACCUCGCCAUCUUCUGGCCGGCUUUCAAAAGAACAUACGAUACCCACUCCACGUGGUGGGCCAUCGUGCAGGGUGUGCUCGCUCCUGCACUCACCAUGUCAUUCUACUUCUACCUUCCGGCGAUUUUCCGGAAACUUCGCAUCAAGGCGGGCGACGUGAGCAAGACCAGCCGUGAGAGACAUGUGGCUCGAAGUCUAUACAAGUUCUUCGUCAUCAACAACCUCAUAGUUUUCUCGAUCUUUUCUUCCGUCUGGACGCUCAUCUGGACUAUUGUCCGGAAAGAGCAGACUAUCACCAGAAGCACUCCUUUGACGCAGGUCUUGACUGGAUUGUGCGGAGUGUCCUCGUACUGGAUCUGCUGGAUGUUGCAACGAAAUUUGGGCGCCGCCGUGGACUUGAGCCAGCUGUGGACGCUGAUCACCAACUCGUGGUCCCGCCGUUUCUCCUCACCUACUCCACGAAGCUUGAUCCAGCUGUCGGCUCCUCAGCCCAUGGACUAUGCCAGCUACUACAACUACUUCUUGUUCUACGCGACAGUUGCCAUUGCUUUCGCUCCAAUCCAUCCGUUGAUCCUCCCGGUGACGGCCUUUUAUUUCUGGAUGGACUCGUUCAUGAAGAAGUAUCUGCUUCUUUACGUUCUCAUCACCAAGUAUGAGUCUGGUGGUGUAUUUUGGCGGUCCAUCUUCAACCGCAUGCUCUUCCUCACUGUCUUCGGCAAUUUCGUCGUUGCGGUGGUCAUCCUGGCGCUUACUAUCGAUUUCAUUGAUGCACACUGGGCAAAGCUGGCUUGCCUGGCUCCCUUACCGCUGAUUGUUAUUGGUUUCAAGGUUUACUGCAAAUAUCGAUUCGACGACGAGUUCGACUACUAUGAGACGGGUAAGAAAUCGCGCGAUCAGGAACAGCACGCAGGGAAUGAGCUCAACAAGAGGACCAAGGGCGAUAGGAUGGCUGCUCGUUUCGGUCACCCUGCGCUGUACAGGCCGCUUAUCACGCCGAUGGUGUCUUCGAAGAGUCAGCAUCUGCUGAAGUCCAUCUACGGUGGCAGAACAUCACUAGAUGACGAUACUUCCACCGUUGCCGGUUACUCAGAUGUCUACUUGGACAAUAUGGACCCGCGCAAACCUGGCAGACGUUCAGGCAAGUCGAAUGAGCCUUUCGAGUUGGUCGACGAAAACAACCUCGACUUUGAGCAUUACAAGAACCGACCCGAGUUCCGAGACGAGGCCGGCGGAGAUGGCGAGCUGUAUGGCCACGCAGGCGACGUUGUACGCCCGGGCACACCAAGCAGCGCAAUCACAGGUUUCACCAGAGCCGGCACUCGCGAUGCCUCGGGCGACUCCGACCAUACACGAGUGGGAGACGGUGGCAUGGAGUACCCUCGCGGCUACCACCAGGCGCCCUCAAUGCUCCGCGACCACUCUCCAUCUGGUGACAUUGGCCAGUCGCACCGAGAGCCAGUUUCCCGCCGCGAAUUGCCACGGCGUGAGAGCCGCGAUAUGCUCAUGUCGAGCGCUGCGGGUAUGGGCUUCGGCCCGCCUGCUGCAGUAACGCCUGGUGGUUAUGGACCUGUGCGAUAUGGAAAUGUGCCUUCGGGCGAGAAUACGCCGGGCUAUGCAUCUGAAGAGGAUACGAGUUAUGAUUAUUUCCGGCGAGGGAGGACCGGACGAUAG
Molecule: messenger RNA, 3023 nt
Organism: Zymoseptoria tritici IPO323
Lineage: Eukaryota; Fungi; Ascomycota; Dothideomycetes; Mycosphaerellales; Mycosphaerellaceae
Exons: 3
Coding region: 93-3023 (976 amino acids)
Cellular component (GO): plasma membrane
Molecular function (GO): calcium-activated cation channel activity
Source: RefSeq, a predicted model, not a curated record